Octopus sinensis (East Asian common octopus) is the source of this 3554-nucleotide messenger RNA. Its product is annotated as rho GTPase-activating protein 12. The record is from RefSeq and is a predicted model, not a curated record. Lineage: Eukaryota; Metazoa; Mollusca; Cephalopoda; Octopoda; Octopodidae. Gene Ontology annotation, biological process: signal transduction; regulation of GTPase activity. The transcript has 16 exons. The coding region runs from base 268 to 3324 and encodes 1018 amino acids. Gene Ontology annotation, cellular component: cytoplasm. Gene Ontology annotation, molecular function: protein binding.
GAUUACAGAUUUGCAUAUACAUCCAUUUAUUCCCCUAGAGUUGUCUGAAAUUUGUCUGUGGUUUGUAAUUGAUAACAGAGGCAAAGAAGCACGGUAUUGUCUAUAUAUAUAGACAAUAUCUUGGAUGUUUUAAUGGCUGUUGUGAGUGAAACGACGGGGAAUUCCUUGUUUUGUCAGGUCUCUCUUUAUUCGGAAUUAGGUAGAAUAAUCAAAUAGAACAAAAUAAAGAGAGCGUGGCGAUAGUGACGUGACCUUCCUGCGGGCACGAUGACUACAAGCAACAAUAAUAAUAAUAAGACAUGUGUGGGUGAACCACUGUCUUUACACAACUUGUCUUUAAGCAGCAACGGCAGUGAUACAUAUGAGGAGAAGGAGCUGUCUCCUGCUGUCAUUUGUGAUGACAGUGGUAUGCAGUCCCUUGAUGAGAGUAGCGACAGCACUAGGGAAAGUGUGUCUGAGAAAACAGAGCAAGAUGAGUUGGAAGAUGAUGUUUUUCUAAAAGCUCUUUAUAACUAUGAAUAUAGUUACGACAAUGGAGAUAAAGUGACUAUGGUUAAAGGGGACAUAUACCGGCUGGUGUCAAAUAGUGCUGAUGACUGGUGGCAAGUUGAAAAAAUAGAAGAUGGAAAUGUAAUCUAUGUUCCUGCUGAUUAUGUAUUUAAAUUGGAGGAUUAUUACCCAGGCAACAACAGACCAUUGCCACCAAUUAUUGCCAAAGAUACAUCUGAUAAUAGUACUAAACCAGUUGAAACUAAACCACUUCAAAUUAAACCAGCUGAAAUCAAACCAGUUGAAACUCAACUACUUGAAACUAAUCUGUUUGAAACUAAACCAGUUGAAACUCAACUACUUGAAACUAAUCUGUUUGAAACUAAACCAGUUGAAAUCAAAACAGUUGAAGCUAAACAAAAGCCUCAUGCUACUGGUGAGAAAAGGAAGAAACAUCCUGCUCCUGUUGCCACACCCGAGAUGUUAGCUGCUGCCAAAGCAAAGGCUCCAACCAGACCAAACACAACUGUACUGAACCGAAGUUUUAGUAGUGAUAAUGCUGGAACAGUUCCUGUGACUACCUCCUCAUCUUUUGGGUGGCCCGAUUCAUCAGAAACCUCUUCUCAAGCCAAUUUUUCUAUAAACAACAACAACAACAACAAUAAUAAUAACAAUAACUUUGAUGCUUGUAUCCAGGUUGUGGUUAAUUCUGAUAAUCAGUACCCCCAAGAGAUAUUGCGAAGUGGAAAUUAUAGUACUUUUGGUAAAGGUUCAAUCAAUCCAAUCAGAACAUUGGAAAGGCCCAAAAGCUAUCACUAUGGGGCAUCCAGCAGAUAUCUUGAAAGCCCUGAACAUGGGCAUGAAAAAACAAUUCAAUUAGGGAAGUGUCAACAUUCUCAAAGCAAUAGUGAUUAUAUAAACCUUGAUGAACUGGGUCCUGUUUUAAAAUACCAAAAGGAACCUGAAAAUGGAAGUGUGGAAAGUCUUACCAAUCCAAAAGACAGAAGAUCGGAGGUACUGUAUGAAAAUGUACAGCUAAUACAGGCAUUCAUGAAAAACCCUCCCAAGAUGGACAACAGUGUGUUUAUAAAGAAAUACAGUGAAAGCUGGGAUAUAUAUGAAGAUAAAUCAAAUGGACAAUCUUUCUACUACAACAAGGAAUCAAAGAAGACCACUUGGAAACCCCCCAGGCCUGAGAAGCCUCCACCAGAUAUUCCUAAUAUCAAUAUAGUUGAUGAGGAGAUUGCAAGUGGAGACAAAGUGAAGAAUGGACCUAAGAAGAUACCCAUUGGUUGGAGAAAAGACUUUGACAGUCAUGGCGAGAUGGUUUUCUUACAUUCCAGCUCCAACCACAAAUGGAAGCAGUCUAUAGAUCAGACUGGCAGACCUUAUUACUACAGGGAAGGUUCUACAGAAUCUGUAUGGGAUCUUCCAGUGUAUUCAGAAAGUGUUACCCUUGAUAAUGAAAUUCCUCCUGUCACUAUGGCCAAAUCUAUGACCUUACAACACCAGCCCAUUCCUGUGAGUGUACCACCACAAAGAUCUAAAACUUUACCAUCUCAAAUGCCUUCUUACGUCGAGAGUCCUGAGAAAGUGCAGCCAUUAAUGGGAACAGCAUUUGAUAUUUGUAAGAACAAGACGGGAAUCUUAAACAAAACAAAAAUUAUGGAAAAUGGGAAAAAAGUUGGGAAAAAGUGGAGUCAAUCAUAUGUGAAGAUAUUUGGUUCCAAUAUUGCAUUUUACAAAGAUCAACGUGCUGCUGCAGUCGGACCCGGUGCCAAAAAUGGAAAUCCUGAACAAAUUAUAUUCCUUGGUGGAGCCAAGUGUUCUCAUGCUUCAAAAGAUAUCUCAAGCAAGAAGAAUGUUCUCCUUCUGGAAGAUAUACAGAACAACCAAGUUUUAUUACAAGCAGAUGAUAACACAAAAAUUCAAGAAUGGUUGGUCUACAUCAAUAUGAUUAUUUCUGAAAUGUCUACACAGGAAGAAAGUCGGUCGCAGUCAAGUUCCUCAAAUCAACAGCAACCCUCUCCCGAUGCAAGCCAGAAAAGUCCAAAAGGAACAUCAAAAGAGACCAAACUAUUGUUCCCCACCAAAAUUAAAGGACGAGCUCUGUCUACAAAACGGCAAAAAGGAAAAGAUGACGAGAAAAUGACAAUUCGAGAAAAACUAGCCAAUCUUUUAACUGGUCGUCCAACAAUGGAGUCUCUUGAAGCCAAAGGAAUCCUAAAAACUGAUACAACGUUCGGUGCUCUCCUGAAGGAUAUUUGCAACAGAGAUAAUUCCACAGUGCCAAACUUUGUAAAAUUAUGCAUCAAGAGUAUUGAAAACCGAGGACUUAAGCAAGAUGGUCUGUACCGAGUUAGUGGUAACCUCGCUGAAAUACAGAAGCUACGUCUUUCAGUAGACAACAUUAAUGCUAACAGUCGAUUCAAUCUGGAUGAUGAAUGCUGGGAUAUUCACACAUUAACUGGGGCCCUAAAACUCUUUUUUAGAGAACUGAAAGAGCCUUUGAUUCCAUUCAAUAAGUUUGAUAAACUAAUGGAAAUUGUCAAAGCAGAAAGUGCUACAAAACGCGAAGAGAAUUUAAGGAAAUACAAAGAAAUUAUUCAUAGCUUUCCCAAGUGCCACUUUGAGACACUUAAGAUGCUGCUUCAACACCUUCUAAGAGUAAUAAAAUUAUCUGAACACAACCGAAUGCUCACUCAAAACGUGGCUAUUGUCUUUGGACCAACAUUGAUGUGGCCAGAACGGGAAUUACACAAUCUUGCCAUCAGUAUCACCUACCAGAGCCAAAUUGUCCAAUUUCUUCUUCAAAACUAUGCAAGCAUCUUUUGAUACAACUUUGUAAACCUGUCUAAAACUGGCCAUAACCUGUUUUUUAGGUUAAUCUUUUUGGCUGACAUAACCCAACCAUUCCAGCUUCUUUUCAUGACAAUACAGAUUUGUGCAACGUUUGUGUUUACAUGGGGUGUAAUAUUGGAGGGAACUGUCUUUAUUCUUGACAACACACACAAAAAAAGGAAAAAAAACCCUUUGUUUUCUCCAGAAAGUUUUGGACCAAAAAA